This is a messenger RNA of Oncorhynchus mykiss (rainbow trout), 8988 nucleotides long. It is a transcript of the gene crhr1, whose product is annotated as corticotropin releasing hormone receptor 1. Lineage: Eukaryota; Metazoa; Chordata; Actinopteri; Salmoniformes; Salmonidae. Gene Ontology annotation, cellular component: neuron projection; plasma membrane. Gene Ontology annotation, molecular function: corticotrophin-releasing factor receptor activity; corticotropin-releasing hormone binding; G protein-coupled peptide receptor activity. The record is from RefSeq and is a predicted model, not a curated record. Gene Ontology annotation, biological process: adenylate cyclase-activating G protein-coupled receptor signaling pathway; cell surface receptor signaling pathway.
GGGGAUUUAAGGUAAGUGGUAAGCUGUUGAGUUAAAAUGUGUUAUAAAACAAGGUGUACAAAACUUUAAUCAAUAACAAUAUGAUUGCAUUUGACAUGAUCACUUGGUACUGAGUUUUCGACAUGACCUCACCUUGGAUUUGAAAUCAAAUACCUCUGGAUUUGGGUUACGCUGGUCUAUCUGCUGUGUCACAAAGUCUGCAGCAUUCUUAGAAGUCCCCUACACAUUCAGUACCUAUAAUACAUAUCUGCACUAUUUUAGUUAUCAGUUAUCUGACUAAUGUUUAUUUCAUUUACUUAUCUCAUCAAUUUUAGGGUUUUCUGUAUAGUCUAAUGUUGGUGGGACAUAUUAUUCUGUUUCAAUGUUACUCCUGAAUCACUAUAAUAAAUCAAAUAGUUUUUCUUGAAUGUAUUAUACAAAGCUGAUAUCUACUAUAACCCCGCAAAGUGUGGGAAUACUGGUGAAAUCAGUCAUUGACACAGCCUUGCUGGUGUAGCAGAAAGAUCGGAAUGUCAUGAACCAAGAGGUUGUUCAAAUCGCUGGUGAGGAAAUGCUGAAUAAUAAUUACUGUAUAAAUACAUCUGUCAAAUAUGUAUGUGGGUUGCAGGGCAUCAUGGGAAAAUGUAAAUCCACUUGUGAAUGGUUGUGAUCACGUGAAAAUCCACUUGAAACUCCAUCACAUGUAAAGUGUUCCAAAACCACAUGGUUUUACAUGAUUUCACAUGUGAAAUACAAUUUUUCAUGUACAAAACAUGUGGAAAUGUCCAUAAGGGAACUAACUAUAUGACAGGUAGCCUAGUGGUUAAAGUUUUGGUCCAAUAACCAAAAGGUUGCUAGGUUGAAUCCCCUAGCUGACAAGGUAAAAAUCUGUCGUUCUGCCCCAGAACAAGGCACUUAGCCCACUGCUCCUAUGCGUCACUGUAAAUAAGAAUUUGUUCUUAACUGACUUGCUUAGUUAAAUAAAGGUUCAAUAAAAACGCAUGGUGGGGCAUCAGGAGAGAUAAGACAGUACAAUGGAGAGAGGGACGAAGGGGUCAGGGGAGUAUUUGAGUGGCCAGCCUAAAUGAUGUUAUAGUUAUGUAUCCUCAUGUACCUAUACAAUAUAUGACAUGGGUCUAAAGCUUUCAAUGGGGCUUCAUAGGACCUAUUUGGCAAAUUAUUGCUUUCAUUGAACCAUAUUACAGCUUCACAGACAUACAUUUUCGUGCUCCCUGGAGUUGGUGUGUACCAUUGGACAUACAUCGAGAACAGAUCUAACAUGUUGUUUUGAUGAAGUGCAAUACAAGUUAAUUUGCUCUCAGGAGGAAAAACUAAAGUGAAGAGAGGAGAGCCGUAAAGUGUGUAGUGACGUAGGACAGUAUGCGAUCGCAUGCUGGAGUUUGUACUAUUUGCCUAUGGAGGCUGGGAGAGCAGUACCGCAAACAAAAUAUUUCAAAUUCUAAAAGCAGUCGGUCGAACUGCAGUGAAGUGGAAUCGGAGCUGAAACACCCCAAGCGCGAGAAAGACUGUGGCCCGCCACUGCGUUAAGAGGAUACCGGUAUAGUUUUGUCAAACACAUCAUAUUAGGCGAUUUCUGAAGCUGAGCCUGCGAAGCACUCUUCCCUUUUCACUUUUUGGAGCGCAGUGGGCAGAUUUAAUUAAUGCUGUGGUGUAUGUUGACUAGAUAUUAUAAGUUAAAUGGUAUUUUGGAGACCUUAGCAUUGAGAAAAUAAAUAUUGGAGGACCUGACCAGUCGCACAUCGAACAAAAAAAACAAUACAUGAGAGGACUGUUGUUAUGAAGAGGGAUUGAAAAAGGACGACGCAAAAGGCUGUAACGCUUUGAAGUUGGCGAGACCCGACAUCAAUCUCUGACCGAAUUUCAAUAGGCCCACGGAAUUAAUUAUUGGAUACUUCGGACGGAACCUCUAAUGUUCGUUUUAUGUACAUGGAGAACAAUAGAUAUUUACAUGUAGGCUAUUAUUAAAACCAAGCUAAACGCAGUACCCUGGAAAGUCCAUUCACAGGAAUAUAUAGCGGUGUAAUACAGAAGGAAAUAGACUACUACGGAUCAACAUUAUGCAAAAAAUAUUUCCGAAGAGACGUUUGAAUUUCCUCUGAAAUGGACUGACAUCGAUUAACACCAAACAUAUCUCGAUAAGAUAAUGACCGGCAAUUUAUAGGCUGUGUUAUAAAAUAAAUGAACAUUUACUUAAACACUUUAUUGGGACUUCAUAUUUGAGAAAAUGCAUAACGAUAAGUAACUGUUGGUUGUUCAUGUGGGCAAGAUUCAUUCCGAAAGUGGUGUGAUAUCCUCUCUUGUGAGAAUUGAGUGUCCCUAAUCCGGUACCGGAGGCAUCUCGUGGUAACUCGGUAACUGCGGGAAGGCAGGAGUGCAGUUUGGAGAUAUCAGCAAAUAAACCCACAGAAAAAUGUGGCUGCGAAUUCUUCCCCAGGUGUUGACCAUCUGGGCAGUGGUGAUCUCCGGGACAACGGCUGACCUGACCUGUGAUACACUGCUCCUGCUGUCCACCAAUCUCACUGCACGUACGUUGGCACUGUGGAAUCUGACCCUCACGCCCAGCAAUGUCACUGCCGGCCUGUUCUGUAACAUGUCCAUCGAUCCCAUCGGUACCUGCUGGCCCAAGAGCACUGCAGGGGAGUGGGUGUCACGGCCAUGUCCAGAGAUGUUCUAUGGUGUCAAAUACAACACCACCAACAAUGUGUACAGAGAAUGCCUUUCCAACGGGUCCUGGGCGGUGAAAGGCAACUACACCCAGUGUCAAGAGAUUCUCAAUGAGAAAAAGAGCAAGCUGCACUACCACAUAGCGGUGAUCAUAAACUACAUGGGACAUUGUAUCUCUCUGGCAGCCCUGCUGGUGGCCUUCAUCCUCUUUAUGAGGCUGAGGAGUAUCCGCUGCUUGAGGAACAUCAUCCACUGGAACCUGAUCACAGCUUUCAUCCUGAGGAACGCCACUUGGUUCGUUGUACAGCUUACCAUGAACCCUGAGGUGCACGAGAGCAAUGUGUUGUGGUGCCGGCUUGUCACGGCAGCCUAUAACUAUUUCCACGUGACAAACUUCUUCUGGAUGUUUGGGGAGGGCUGCUACCUGCAUACAGCCAUCGUGCUCACCUACUCUACGGACAAGCUACGCAAGUGGAUGUUCAUCUGCAUCGGGUGGUGUAUCCCUCUUCCAAUCAUCAUCGCAUGGGCAAUUGGCAAGCUUUACUACGACAACGAAAAGUGCUGGUUUGGGAAGAAGGCAGGAGUGUACACAGAUUACAUCUACCAGGGCCCAAUGAUCCUGGUGUUGCUGAUCAACUUUAUAUUCCUCUUCAACAUUGUGAGAAUCCUAAUGACCAAGCUGAGAGCCUCCACAACCUCAGAGACAAUACAGUACAGGAAAGCAGUGAAGGCCACUCUGGUGCUGCUGCCUCUCCUGGGCAUCACCUACAUGCUAUUUUUCGUCAACCCGGGAGGGGAGGAUGAGGUCGCCCAAAUAGUCUUCAUCUACUUCAACUCCAUCCUGGAGUCUUUUCAGGGCUUUUUCGUGUCAGUGUUUUAUUGCUUCCUGAACAGCGAGGUGCGUUCUGCAGUUAGGAAGAGAUGGCACCGCUGGCAGGACAAGCAUUCAAUCAGGGCUAGGGUGGCGCGUGCCAUGUCCAUCCCCACGUCGCCCACGCGGGUCAGCUUCCACAGCAUCAAGCAGUCCUCGGCUGUUUGAGGACUAGCAACACUCUGCUUUGGCUGAACGCCCCCUUCUAACCUCUCACCGCCAACCACCCCUCCAACAUGUCCCCCACAGAGCACAGCUUUCCCCUCUUCUCUCCAAACCAACCGAGGGAAACAGCUACCGUGAUGGUUCACACAGGGUACACUUGGUUUGUAAACACAGACCUCACAUACCCCCUCCCAGGGUGAGGUGACCUCUGUAGUCUCUCGCCUGCUAAUACAUUGAGGUACGUUCGCUCAGUGCAUUCCCUCUGGAAGCUACAGACGGUCAGGAUGACAAUGGCCAAGCUAAGUAAUGUCAAGAGCUGACUUUUUUCCAAAAGGCAGCACAGGGAAUUGGUACAAUCCCUGUGGCGUUGGCAGAUUCAGCUGAGAGGUGACUUUUGAUGUCAGUUUUAAAGAAAAUCACGUUUGUCAGUAAGUCCAGUGUUCUCUUAUUGUUUUUUAUUCUGCAAAAUCCAGAAGUUGGAGUCCAUAUGGAUGGCGUUGGAGUCCAUAAGAAUACUCAGAAAGUGGGAAGAAAAUGGUACUGGGGCACGUGUCAAAUACAUUAUCCCUGUUGGACUAACUGACCUGUUCAAGAUCAUUGACACAAACAAUUUGAUUCUUGUUCCUUUGCAUGUUUUUAUUUCCUGUGGAGCAAUUUUUGAACUUUGAGCUGGCUAUGCUUUCUGGCGCUGCAUCAUAAAGCGAAUGACCACCAUGGACCAUUCAUUUCAUGUCUGUCCAGACUACUGUCUCUAGUAAACAUUCUCCCAUUCCUUCCUUCUGUUCUUCUGAUGAAUUAUUAUCUUCAUAGAGACCAUGUUCUGAUGUGAAAUCUUAGGCCACCAUUGAAGAUGGAUGCCUUCCCCAUUAUCCUUACAACAACAACCAAGACAUUGUGCAAACGGAAAAAAAGUGAUGUGACAUCCAACACUGUUACUAAUGGGAAUGAACUGUGAAAAUUGGUACACACUGUCAAAUCUACCUAGAGGACAAAACAGUUGUGUUUGUGUUGCCCAGUUCUUUCAGGAAGUAAGUAUUUAGCAUAACUCUCCUCAAACUGUGAGGACUUCUUCUCCUCCCUUUCAUCUUAGCAUUUUCCUGGGACUACAACGUAAAGUUGGCUUAGAUAUAGUCAGACCUGGGGGGUGUGUGGUGGGGGGGUGAAGGAUGAGCAGCAGUUUAACAUCAAUAAGGCAUUUCACGCCUGAUAAGGUUUUUUUGAGGCUCAAGCAAAUACAAACACACACAUAUGGAGAGGACUUAUCAUAGGCUACAGUAUGAAACAUAUCUGAAUAUAUUUUUUCUGUUGUGUAAGGUUGUAAAAGGUGUUAAUUUUCAACCGAAUAAGCACUCCUUUAUAAAAAGCACUUUUAUUUAUUUCAAAUUCCAAAAUUACCAGGACUUUAAUAAUAAGAUAACGUCCACUUUAGUAUAUCGUUGUUGAAAGCUGGAUUGGGAGAAAUGCCAAUUAUUAAUAUCAUUUUUUUGGGCUAGCUAUGUUAAGGUCUGAGAGGAACGUGGAUGUUUUUGGAUGCUUCAUCUCUGCAACUUGCAAAACUUAUCUAUACUAAAUCUUCAGACUAAAUCAUUUUGUUCUUCAAACUCUUUCUAGCCAUCAAACAGGUAAUAGGUGACAUUGCUGUUGUGUCAUAGAAAGUACCCAAUGGGCACACACACUGGUUGAAUCAACAUUGUUUCCACAUCAUUUCAACAAAAUGACAUUGAACCAACAUAGAAUAGAUAUUGAAUUGACGCCUGUACCCAGUGGGCACUGACAAUACUUUGCUGAAAUUCUGCAAAUCCUUUCAAAUUGAACCACCCAUUAUGAAGGACCAUAACACAUCUGAUCAUCAUUCCAAUUCCAGAACAUAAAACCAUUUAUCAGAUAUUGUCAUGCACAUAGCACAACUUUUUAUUUUUGAAUGACACAUGAAUAAGUCUAACUAGGAAAAGAUUGACACUGUCUGGCAGACGAUUGAGUGAAUGCUGACUUCUUGUGGUUUGUUCUGACAAAGGGGAAUAUAGUUAUGCAUCUUCAGAUAGACGUUGUCUAGACAGGACCAGUCUCAAAUGUUUUGCAGUAGGAUUACCCCUUCACUCUCUCUCUCGCUGAAAAAUAUUGUAAUUAUGAGUACAAAAGCCAAAAUAAUUCACAAUCAUCAGCUCCCCAAAAGUUCCCUUAUUUUUGUUGUUCUGUACAUUGGCUAAUGUGGGAGCCCUCCCAAAAAGAAUGUGAGCUUGAAGCUUGAAUCUCUGGGCUCAGAGAACCAGUUGGCUUCCACACACUACCCCACACGGCAUAGGAUGAAACCAAUUAAGACCAAAGUUUUACUUGGUGUUGUUAAGAUAGCUCACCCCAGUAGGUAGAGCUCUGAGAGGACUGUGAGAGUUAUAAUGGCCUCACCCACAAGGACUUCUCAUCUGCCUCUCUCUCUCUCGUGCACGUGGUCUGCUAAUUAGCGUGGUCUGCUAAUUAGCUCUAUCUGCAGGGAAGUCACAGCUAGUUUGACUGAAAGCUGAGAGCAAGGGACAAUUCAGGAAAGAGAGAAUAGUACCAAAGCCUGUGUCCUGAUACAGUUCCCUGCUGUGCAACAUCUCUAUGAAUGAGCGAGUGAAUGGAAGAACUGAGAUUUAAAUGAAAAGGGCUUUUGUGGUAUAGAUAGAGGCAGGGAUAGGAACUGGGACUUGCUGGGAUUUGACUUAAAAUGUUCCCCCGGGCAUAGCCGCAUGAAGUAGGGGUAUUGAGGUUGCUGCAGCACCCCUGAUAAAUCUACAUUUUAAAAAGUAUAAUGGUGAAAGCACCCUCACUCCAAAACAUCUUCCUGCGUCCACGCCCCCAGGCCAUAGUUCACAACCAGGGACAAGGAAAAGGGAUUGUUUUGAUGUUUUUCUUUAGGCUUUGAAAGGCAUAAAGUGCAGUAUUUGUUCAUACAGACCUUUGUGCUUAUUUGGAACACAAUUAUGUACAGUAUUUGUUUUUAAACUGGUUGAAUCGUCAUUUCAACCCAAAAAUUCAAUGUGAUGUUUAAUCAACGUGGGAAACUGAUUGGAUUUUUUAAAUUGAUGGGAUUUUGGUCUUUUUCUCACCCAAUCAAAUGACAGGGUGUCAUUUUUGGUGGAUUUCACGUUGAAUUCACGUUAGUUGACAACUCAACCAAAUGAAUAUUAAAACUAGACAUUGAAGUGACUUCUGUGCCCAGUGGGUAUUCAGUUGUAAUGCAUCCUGAAGCGCUAACUGACAUUUAAAACACCAAAAGAAAACAAACUGCUGUGUUUAUUUUGCAAAGUCAAACAAAGCCAAUCCUCUGUUGCCAGAUAUGUCUAUAGACAACAAAAAUGGUUUGAUCUGAAUCCUUUUUUCCUCCCGGUCCCUUUUGAUCAUUGGAAUAAAGCAGUCAGAAUAAAAUAUGUGAUUUCAUUGGCAAUGUUUACAGACCGCUUUAAGUAAUAGUUAUAGAACGUAUUGUCAGGCAGAUGUAUCCUAAUCGCUGACAGAAACGAUCACAAGAAUCACAGAUGUGGCUUCAUCUAUGUCUGCUGAAGGCAGGCUGAUUUAUUUUUCAUGGGGAAAAUGUGAUAAAACUACUGUCCAACCCCAUCUAACAGAGCACAGUUUAUUCCACAAUCCCAUUGUUUAUGUACCUGUCAUGCUGUUUAACAAAUGAGCGAGAGAGCGAGCGAGCGAGCGAGCGAGAAUGUCUGGCGGUUGAUAUGUCAAAACGAACUCUUCGCUCACCCAGCCAGGGAUGCUACUGCCCUCCAACACACACCAUGUAUUCCUCAACAGCCAGGAUACAUGACAACAUUACAUUCAUGAGAUUAGAGGUUAGCCUGGAAUGGAAUUGCCAAUGUAUGAUAGUGUUAUGCAUUCCAAUUCCAGGUACCUGCCUCUGUCAUGAAAAUAUGUUCUCUCUUAACCAAAAUGAUUUACCCUGGAAUUCCAAAGCCAGUUGGGUUCUCUGUUAUAAUGUUACAAGAACCCUGUUCUAUAUCACUGCUACCAGAUUUCCGAGACUUGUAUUCCAAACACUGAAUGUAAUUCUAUUUUAAACACAUAUUCCAGUUAUCAUAACCAAUAACCAGAUCCCAUUGAAAACUUUUUCAAUUAAAUGCAGUAUUUCAGUAUUUUGUAGCAAAUGGACAAUACAGCUAUUUUCCUUCCUUUUCCAGGAAACAGGAAUAUUUUCAUGUAUACAGGUGCAUGGUCAGACUCAGAUUUUGAAAUUCUAAUUUUGCUAACUGACGUCAAUCCAGGGAAAGUCGUUUCUUGAGGCAGCCGUCAUUAUCACUAGUAUUAUUAUCAUUCUAUAUACAGUAGAUGUCUCUCAAAGUGUGUCGUAGUCCUCAUACUUCUUUAAUAUAAUACUGACAUUGAAAAUGGCUCCAGUAUACAGCACACAGACAGCUUCAUAGUGAAUUCCAGUUAUUUGCACAUAUGCUAUUAGUGUAAUCAGCUGUCAUACCACUGACUGUCAGCGACAUCAGUGUAAUCAAAUGUUCUCUAGUUUUUCUUUGUCAUUACCAAAAUAGUUGUGGUCACGGACAUCCUCCAAAGACACAAGCGCAUCUAUCUAGUCUAUAGGCUGGUCUUAUUUCUUGCCCUCUCUCUUUAUUUCAAUAAGAGAGUCUGCUGCCGCCCAUUCUCUUUGUUUGAUUGUUUAUUGGGUUUGAUUUGUUUCCUUAAAUUGUGCAGAGGGGGUCUUGACCGAUUUCUCUCGAUGCAGUUAUAAUUACUAUAAGAGCGAUGUAUGUAAGUGUUCUUUCUCGGGUAUUUACAAUGUGUUCGUCUUUUGUUGUGAAGGUGUAAGAACCAAAAAUAUUUGUAUUUAUUUAACUGUCUAAGGCACACAGAUUUUUUAUAUAUUUAUCACAUUAUUUAAAAGGGUACAGCUUUUAUUGAAGGACACAGGCCCACAUUACCUAUACUAUAGAUUGAUAAAUAAAUCUAAUUAUGUCCACAAUGUGUCUACUUAAGAUUUUGUGAUGAAAGGUGCGAUACGUAGUUUGAUGUCAUUUUUUUUCACUUUUGUUGUUAUGUUUGAUAAUGUUGCAAUUCUUCUUCUUUCCUCUUUCAAAGUCCAAUAAGGAAAAAUGGUAUUUAUUAUGUUUAUGACUCUACUUGUUCAAUGUUGGAAAGCGUUAAAGAAUCGUACAUAGUUUGUAAAAAAAAACUACGAAAAAAAGCAAUCUAAUGAGAAAAAGUAUAUGUGGAGAGAGUUCAAGAUAUAUGGAACAGUGCUACUACAUAAAUUGUGCAUUAAAAAUUGUUUUUUUAACAAACCCCAAAAA